CUCUCCUCCCUCUAGUCCCUCCUUUUCCGCUAAUUACGCACCGUCCACCUCCAGCUGGCCCACACUCUUUACAGUCCCUCCGGCAUGCACCUCAGCGCCCUCUCCCCCCUCCUCCUCGCCCUCGCCCUCGCCAACGCCGACGCCAACGCCCAAUCCUUCGUCCCGGCACAUCCUCGGAGACACCAUGCCCGCGCCCUUGCAGUCGCAGACGCCAACCGCCCCCUCCUUCCUCGAGCGGGAGCCGUGGUAGACAAUGGCACUCUUGCUUCCAUCGCCGCAGAUGAAGCCGCUGCUUCCUCCACCGCAGCGACAUCAACGACAGCGAUCCUCAGCAGUGUCAGCAGUGUCAGCAGUGGCAUCAGUGCCACAUCGAGUAGCACCCUCGCCAGCUCAGCCAUCAGCAGCGCAUCGUCAAGUGAGACAUCCAGCUCGAUCAUGACCACCAGUGCUGUGCAGAGUAGUUCCUCGGCGGCGGUCUCCUCCACGACUUCGAGCGAGGAAAUGGUACCUUCCACCACCUCUUCGGAUAUCGAGAGCUCGACUUCGAUCUCGUCCACGGAGAUUAUCCCGAGCACGACGUCGUCUACUACUUCUACUAGCUCGGUCGUUUCUUCCACCAGUACGAUCAUCUCACAGACGGAUGUUACUUCUUCCUCUUCCUCUUCUUCUUCUCCAAUCUCUUCCACCGCUGCUCACUCUACAGUGGUGCUGGUAACCACUGCCUCUCGCUCUGCAACUCAGUCCUCUACAGCAUCGGCUACCUCUGAGGCGGACAGCUCGUCUACCAGCUCAUCUGGGCUCAGCAAAUCGGCCCUCAUUGCAAUCAUUGUCGUCGCUUCCGUUGUUGGUCUGGCGGCUAUUGGAUGGACAGCUUUCAGAAAGUGGAAGUUGAGACCGCGCAACAGGUUUGAUUCAAAGAUGAUGCCCAUUGAUUUCUCGCCUCAAAACGACACCAUGGAUGACGACUUCUUUGAGAAAACACUUGAGCGAACGACUUCUCAGACUUCGGCGAACCGUCAACGCCAGGAACUCGUGGCUCAACUUGAUGAUGAUCCUAACCGUGUCGCCGGUGUUCCUGAACAUGAUUUCACUGCUGGGGCGGGUGUUGGCGCUUACGGAUAUCACCACGAUCAGUAUGCUGGUGAGCAGUACGAGUAUGACCAGUAUAACGCUGGAUACGACAAUGCGUACGAGCAUGCUUAUCCGCCCCACCCAUCUCAUGCAAUGCAGCACGGAUACGAGUAUGGUCAAGACGGUGUCCUUCAACAACCAGCUACCGCAGUAACCACUGACUCGGAAGGCUACGCGGAACUACAGAGAGGUCCUAGUAUUGGAAGCGGGAGCGGACAUGGGCAUGGCCAAGUGCCAGUGAUGAAUGACGCCGGGGUGCACCCAGGGGAAUUGCAGUUCCCUGUUGCCGAUACGUAUGGGCUUGGAAGACCUACCCAUGGGGCCGAUGGACCUUAUGCCCAAGCUGCCAAUUUCCGGUAUUAGAUUGUCGUUUCACCUUACGCUCGCUGGACGAGCAACAAUUUGGACCUUACUUUCAGUGCUUGAAUUGGAAAGGCUGCGGUGCUAAUCUCGCCCACCAAGUUGUGAUCUGCACAUAGAACUUUGCGCACUCGCCCCCUACACUUCCCUCCUUUUGUACCGUUGCGUAUACCGUACCAUCUCUUUUACAUUAUAUCCCGUCUCCUUUUCCGAUCGUGACCAUUAUCGUCUACAGUUUUAUGCGUUUUAGGUGUAAUCCAAACAAACGUAUGUCUGGGUAGCUUGUAUUCAUGCAUAUAGAACAAC
Messenger RNA from Cryptococcus deneoformans JEC21, 1797 nucleotides. RefSeq lists its product as hypothetical. The coding region runs from base 85 to 1494 and encodes 469 amino acids. The transcript is spliced from 5 exons. The record is from RefSeq and is a predicted model, not a curated record. NCBI's taxonomy places the organism in Eukaryota, Fungi, Basidiomycota, Tremellomycetes, Tremellales, Cryptococcaceae.